Ictalurus furcatus (blue catfish) is the source of this 2299-nucleotide messenger RNA. RefSeq names its product polymerase (DNA directed), delta 2, regulatory subunit (gene pold2). Gene Ontology annotation, biological process: DNA strand elongation involved in DNA replication; DNA replication. The record is from RefSeq and is a predicted model, not a curated record. NCBI's taxonomy places the organism in Eukaryota, Metazoa, Chordata, Actinopteri, Siluriformes, Ictaluridae. Gene Ontology annotation, molecular function: DNA binding. The coding region runs from base 149 to 1552 and encodes 467 amino acids. Gene Ontology annotation, cellular component: delta DNA polymerase complex. The transcript has 11 exons.
CCUUCAUGUUAUAAACUUGACUUUUAUAACAGCGUCUUUUAUUUUACCGGAUGUUGCGUUGUAACCGGAAGUGGCGCCUUGGUGAAGUGUUUCGCGCGAGAUACCAAAGCAGUGUCCGGUGUUUACGGCCUUCAGUUGUAACAGAGUCAUGUUCUCGGACGUCACGGUGCCGAAGGAGACGCUGCUCCGUCCUCCGAGCUCCGACGCGCCGGUGUUCGAGCGAGAAGAGCCGUCCUACUCCGGCUGCUCGGGGUGUUUCCGUCUCGGAGAGCGCAGCUUCAGCCGUCAGUACGCUCACAUCUACGCCACGCGCCUCAUGCAGAUGCGGGAGAUCCUGGUCGACCGAGCGCGGCAGAAAUGGGGGACGGCGGUGCCGAUCAGGAAGCUGUGUGACCUGGAGACGGGCGAGAGGUGUGUGAUCGUGGGCACGCUGUUCAAACACAUGGAGCUGCAGCCGUCCAUCCUGAAGGAGAUCAGUGAGGAGCACAACCUGCUCCCGCAGCCUCCUCGAGCCAAAUACAUCAGCCAAUCGGACGAGCUGAUUCUGGAGGACGAGCUGCAGAGGAUCAAACUGGAGGGCCAAAUCGACACGUCCAAGUUUGUUACCGGAAGUGUGAUUGCGAUUCUGGGUGCCGAGAAAAACGACGGUAAAUUUACGGUGGAGGAUUUUUGUCUGGCUGACCUGCCGCCUCAGACGCCCCGAGAACCUUUAAACACGGACAGGUUUGUGCUCCUGGCUUCGGGUCUGGGGUUGGGCGGCAGCAGAGCAGAGAGCAUGCUGGGAUUGCAGCUGCUGGUCGACACUGUAACGGGUCACCUCGGCGACGUUGGGGAGCAGAGCGGGGCGGCGUCCAUCUCUCGUGUCCUGUUGGCUGGAAACCUGCUGAGUCGAAGCACGCAGGAUAAAGACUCCAGCAUGAAGGCGAAGUAUCUGACUAAGAAGACACAGGCAGGAAGUGUGGAGGCCAUCAGACUGCUGGAUGAGCUGCUGGUUCAGCUGGUGGCCUCCGUAGCGGUGGACGUGAUGCCAGGAGAGUUUGACCCCACUAACUACACUCUGCCCCAGCAGGCCCUGCACGGCUGCAUGUUCCCUCUGUGUGGCUCAUACCGAACCCUGCAGCUCGUCACCAACCCCUACCAGGCCGUGUUGGACGGCGUACAUUUUCUGGGCACUUCGGGACAGAACGUGAGCGACAUUGUGAAGUACAGCAGCGUUGACGAUCACCUGGAGAUUCUGGAGAACACACUGCGACUCCGACACCUCGCUCCUACCGCCCCCGACACGCUGGGUUGUUACCCGUUCUACCAGAAGGACCCGUUCAUCCUUAGUGAGUGUCCUCAUGUGUACUUCAGUGGAAACGCUCCGAGCUACCAGUCCAAACGGAUCACAGGUACUGAAGGUCAGGAGGUGCUGCUGUUGACAAUCCCAGAAUUCAGCAGUACGCAGACGGCCUGCCUGGUGAACCUGCGCACGCUUGAGUGCGAGCCGAUCAGAUUCUCCGCCUUUUCCGCCGAAGAUGACGAGGAGAGCGAGAUGAACGUCAGCCACUGAACUUUCACAGUGCACAUGUCAAAUGUCAGGUGUUGUCCCCCCCCCCCCUUAGAGAAACCUGCGAAACCAGCCUCGGUGAUUGGCAAGAAAUAUUAAAUAUUAAAUAAAAUAACGUGUAGCAGUGGACGAGAUGAUGGUACCUGAGCAGCAAUACACUUAAUUAAGUAAUUAAGACCAUAAAUGGGCCUCUAUAUUUACCAGCAAUUAAAGUAUGUCAGAAAAUAGGGAAAACGUUUUGGUAAACAUCUUAUCCGUCUUUCUGUGUAGAGAAUCAUCUGUGUGUUGCGAAACAAGAUCAAAACAACAAGUUGAAAAAAAAUCCAUAAACAAGCCUUUAUUGGAUGAAACAAGAAGUCCAUUCGACCUCGAGGUCUCUCUGAGAGAAACGCCUCCUGUAGACAUGUGCAGUGCUGACAGAGUUGCUUACUUGUGUGAAAGAAGUGUAAAUAAAGUCACUUUUUUGUAUAAAUGUUCAGUUUUGGCUCUGUGGGAAGCGUGCGGGUCGGGGAAGUUUCUGAAGUUAGAGCCCAGUGUAAUUGCAAGAAGGGAAAAAAAUUAAAUAUGUGGCAGGCUGCAGAGGAGCUGUUAACGAACACAUCUGUAACCUGUUAUUGCAUUCGAAAAACAAACGCUGUAGCCCACUGACGAGUACAGCUUCAUGUACGCCAACAGCAACUAGCUUUAUUCUGUCAGUUAUCUAAUGCAAAAUGUUUACAGUUAAAAUGCAUUAUUUAAAACUAACAAAAA